Dentiscutata erythropus is the source of this 149-nucleotide messenger RNA. NCBI's taxonomy places the organism in Eukaryota, Fungi, Glomeromycota, Glomeromycetes, Diversisporales, Gigasporaceae. The record is from the annotation of a GenBank genome assembly.
GAUGGGAUGAAAAAGAAUUGUUGUUAACUUUGGAGGAUUUCGAAUAUGAUAAAAUGUUAAAUUAUGAAAAUGGUGGUAAUGGGAAACAUAGAAUGAGUUAUGAGGAAAAUGAAAAAGAGAGUGAAAAUACAGAUUUGAUGAUGAAUGUA